Messenger RNA from Cladocopium goreaui, 855 nucleotides. The record is from the annotation of a GenBank genome assembly. NCBI's taxonomy places the organism in Eukaryota, Dinophyceae, Suessiales, Symbiodiniaceae.
AUGCUUUUUCUGGCUCAUCAGGACCAUGCCUUGGAAAAUCUUGUUGCAGGUUCCACGGGCAUUGUGAAGAUCACCGAUUUCGGUGUGUCCGGUGAACUGGAAGAUGACAUCGAGCAGAAGAACAAAGUCACCUUUGCUGCUGGGACAGAGGGACAGCUGAGACGGGUUGGAACCAUCCACUACAUGUCACCCGAACGUGUGGUGGGCAAGCCCUACCAGUACAACUCUGAUACGUGGAGCCUGGGUUUGACGCUCAUGGAGUGCAUUUUGAUGCGCUACCCGUACUCACACGAGGAGGAGAGUGGCAAGUUGACUGUUUGGGAGCUGAUGAAGCGAAUCGACACGGACGAGCCGCCGAGCCUUCCUCCGAAGCAUGGCAGCCAGCUGCAGGACUUCCUUCAGCAGGCCCUGCAAAAAGAUCCCACCCUUCGGCCCGGUGCAUCCACCAUGAAGGCCCAUGGAUGGCUGGAAGGCUUUUCGCCCCUGCGGAUCUUAGAGCUGGCCAUGUGGAUCGCGCCCAUGGACUUUGCUCCGCCUGAGGAGGCGCCCAAACAGAGGUCGAGACCGAACCCUUUCCAAAUGCCCCAUGGUGGAGGCUAUCGAGCCUGCAGCCCAGCGAAGGAGGCCCGAGAGGCACCACAUGUGCCUCCUCGUCUGCCCGAAAGCAGCCCACCCAACAAGACCUUAACGCCUCGGGAUGUGCCUCCACGACUGCCAGAGGGCAGUCCAGCGGCCAAAGUUGUGCUACACUUAAGGGCAUGCUGCCUCCGGAAUCCCAAGGAUCUGCGGGACACGGCGCAUCCUCCACGUUUGCCGGAGGGCAGCCUGAAACCUCCGACACUCGGACAUGACUAA